AUGGUUUUAGGGUAUAUUCAUAUUCGUAAAGGUUUGAGUAAAGUUGGGAUGUUGGGUUUAGUCCAACCGUUUGGGGAUGCAAUUAAGUUAUUUACUAAAGAGCAGACUUUGCCUUUGAUAUCAAAUUUUAAUUUGUAUUAUUUUUCUCCUGUUAUAUUUUUUUAUGUUUGUUUUGUGGAUUUGCGUACCUUUUUUUCUGUAAAUUUAAGAUUUAAUUUACCAAUAUUAUUUUUUUUUGAGAAUUUCGAGGUUAGGUGUUUGCACUGUAAUAUUAGCAGGUUGUGCUUCUAA
Acanthoscelides obtectus is the source of this 291-nucleotide messenger RNA. The record is from the annotation of a GenBank genome assembly. Lineage: Eukaryota; Metazoa; Arthropoda; Insecta; Coleoptera; Chrysomelidae.